Naegleria fowleri is the source of this 864-nucleotide messenger RNA. RefSeq lists its product as uncharacterized. Gene Ontology annotation, cellular component: membrane. The coding region runs from base 1 to 864 and encodes 287 amino acids. The record is from RefSeq and is a predicted model, not a curated record. Gene Ontology annotation, molecular function: ATP binding. The transcript has 3 exons. Lineage: Eukaryota; Heterolobosea; Eutetramitea; Acrasida; Naegleriidae.
AUGUCUCAUUCUUCUCCUAUUGGAACGACACUCACUCCCUCGAAACCAAAAGACGCUCUUCUCUCUGCUUUUGUUCGUUCCUCUCGAGGAGUUGGAGCUUUAUCUGACUUUCGUUAUAAACUCUCUAGGGGAAUCAUUGUGGUGUUUCAAAUCCUGUUGGGAAUCCUCACAUUAGGAGUUACAGUUCUUACCAAUGGUUCAGGAGCUUUAAUUGCUGCUCUCGGAGAAAACACUCCUGUCAUUCAUAAUUUGGAGGUGGCUGUGUUUGUAGUUUCUGCCAUCGUAUUUGCCUUCCUUAUUCACUUUGUGUUUGGAAUUUUGUAUGUCAAUGGAUGGAUGAUGAUGAAAGUAUUAAAAGCUGGCGAAUUGAGAGCUCGUAACAUGAUAACCACCCAUCUCUAUACUUUCCAUCAUGAUGAUCUUCAUGAUAAGGAUGAUUUAGAAAACAGCCAGCAUAUGGAUCUUUCCAUUCACGAUCGUUCUGAUACUUCCUCCCUUCCUACUUCUCAAAGAGAUCAUUCGGCUGAACUUCAACAACACUACAGUGGAGAACAAUUGAAAAUCGUCCAAAUGAAACAACAAGCUCUCAAAAGAGUCAUUCAAAUCAUUUUGGGCGUUACAGCAUGCAUGGGUCUUCAAUUCAUUGGUGUUUGUUUCAUUCCCCUCUAUUUUCUGAACGUCUUCUUGGCCUUUGGCUUUUAUGUUCCGUUCAAUCUCUCUAUAGUUGGCUUGGUGAUAAUGUUUUUAAGGAUUGAGAAACGAGUGAGGGAGAUGCAAAAAUUAUUUGAGAAAAAGAAUAUGAAGGAACAAGAAAAGAAACAAACGGUUAACUCUCCUUUGAGUGAUGGAAGAAAGAAUGAAUGA